Molecule: messenger RNA, 2458 nt
Organism: Nicotiana tabacum (common tobacco)
Lineage: Eukaryota; Viridiplantae; Streptophyta; Magnoliopsida; Solanales; Solanaceae
Product: putative protein arginine N-methyltransferase 3
Biological process (GO): peptidyl-arginine methylation, to asymmetrical-dimethyl arginine; chromatin remodeling
Cellular component (GO): nucleus
Molecular function (GO): protein-arginine N-methyltransferase activity; histone methyltransferase activity
Source: RefSeq, a predicted model, not a curated record
UUUAAAGGGUUUAAGACAACUUUCUUUCAUUCUCAUUUCUCACCCUUUCCCCAGACUUCCCAAUUAACCAUUACCUUUUGCAAUCCAAUACUUCGAACUAGCUAAUUUCUAUGGCUAUGGAGGAACCCAACACCACGUAUAUGGAAGUAGAAGAAGCUGAAAACUCAGAUGACGACAGGGACCAGAAUUGGGACGAUUGGAAAGUAGACGAAAAUGGAGACGAAGAAGAUGAAGAUGAAGCUAUGAACUCAGAGUUACUCUGCUUGUUCUGUGAUUCGCUAUACAAUUCCAGCAACGCCCUCUUUGAACACUGCUCAUCCGCACACCGCUUCAACUUCAAUACUCUCAAGACCACUUUCGCCUUGGAUUUCUACGGCUGCUUUAAGCUCAUUAAUUACAUUAGGUCUAAGGUUGCUGAGAACAAAUGUUGGAGUUGUGGUAUUGUCUGUCGGUCAAAGGAAGAUUUACUGAAUCAUUUGCACGAGGUUAUUAAUUUUGACGAGGGCUUGUUUCCUUGGAAUGAUGAUGAGUUUUUGAAGCCCUUGAACGAGGAUGCACUUCUGUAUAGCUUUGAUGAUGCUGAUGAAGGUGACGAUGUUGAGGAUGUUAUGUCUGUCGACAAAAAGGAGUUAAUUAAAGAUUUUGAGCAUAUUAGCAUCGAUGAGGAUGAUUUUGAGUCUGAAACAGAAGAAAACAAACCUAUAGCCUCCAUUCAAAAUGGAGGGAAAUCUGCUUCAGUGACUGACGCUACUUUCAGCAAUGGCAUUGUCACUGCAGAAGCUGGUGCUUCUUCGUAUAAGAACCUCGAUGACCAGGAUUCCAGCUUAUAUAUAGCAAAAGUUGCAGCAAAUAAGGUCAAGGACGUAAAUAAAAGCUAUUUUGGUGGUUAUAGUUCCUAUGGUAUCCACAGGGACAUGAUAAGUGAUAAGGUAAGAACUGAUGCUUAUCGGCAAGCCAUUUUGGAGAAUCCUUCUCUCAUAAAAGGUGCUGUAGUCAUGGAUGUAGGUUGUGGUACUGGCAUAUUGAGUCUCUUUGCAGCCCAGGCAGGUGCGUCAAGGGUGAUUGCAGUUGAAGCAAGUGAAAAGAUGGCAGCUGUGGCAGCUCAGAUUGCCAAAGACAAUAACAUUUUGCGGAUUGGAAGCGAGAAUGAAGGUUCUGAUCCGGGCAAUGGUGUAAUGGAGGUUGUUCAGGGCAUGGUUGAAGAGCUACAGAGUACUCAGAAAGUUCGGCCACACAGUGUUGAUGUGUUGGUGAGUGAAUGGAUGGGUUAUUGCCUGCUUUAUGAGUCAAUGCUUAGCUCUGUCCUGUAUGCACGUGAUCAAUUUUUGAAGCCUGGAGGUGCUGUUCUUCCUGACAUGGCAACCAUGUUUGUUGCUGGAUUUGGAAGAGGUGGUACAAGCAUUCCAUUUUGGGAAAACAUUUAUGGGUUUAAUAUGUCUUGUAUCGGCGAGGAGAUUGUUAAAGAUGCUUCCAGAAUUCCAAUAGUUGAUGUUAUUGACAGCUGUGAUAUAAUAACUAAUUCAACAGUUCUCCAGAACUUUGAUCUGGUGACAAUGAAGCUGGAGGAGAUGGAUUUUACUGCUAAGGUUGAACUGGAGCUGAAGGGAGAAACUUCUGGAAAUGGGUCUCCAGGUUCAAAACCGAUUACAACUUGGUGUUAUGGAGUUGUCAUUUGGUUUGAGACUGGAUUUACAGAAAGAUUCUGUAAAGAAAAGCCAACUGUCUUGUCCACAUCUCCCCAUACUCCCAGCACUCACUGGUCACAGACUGUCCUCACUUUCUCGGAACCAAUUGCAAUGGUAUCCUCAGGAAAGUUAAACGUUGAUAAAAUGGCCGCGGUUGGUACUGAUGCUUGCCCUGCGGUUAAAAUACAAUGUCGCAUCAGCGUCGUUCGUGCUGCUCAACAUCGAAGCAUUGACAUUUCCAUGGAGCUAUCAGGAAUUGGGCCUUGUGGUAGAAAACGAAAUUUGCCAGCGCAAAUGUUUAACUUAUGAUAAGUUAGUCCAAUCAAGUUCUUACCAUACAUUUCCGCUUGCACCUGAGCAGGAGGUCUCAGGGUGAGUGAGAGGAUUAUUUCCAUCUCCGUCUUAUAAGGUUUAUACUAGCAACAGUUCUUCCAUUCUUGGCGCAUGAGAAGACGUGGAUCAUUCCAAGUUUCUUGGAGUAAGUACAAACCAUAUAUUUACUCGCACUGUCCACCUUUUAUUUUGACACUGUUGAUUUUGAGCACUUUGGUGGGCCAAGAAUUGUAGAAGAGAGAUGCAGCAUAUUCCAACACAUGAGAAAUGAUUUCCUUGUAGUAGUAAUAUUUUUGAUAUAAUCUUAUCCUAUUCUCUUUUCUUCCUGGUAAUUUCAUUGACAAAGUUAUCCGGUUGCUGAGAUAUUGUAGUAGUUAAUAGAGUUAACAAUGUCUAUUCCUUUCAUCCAAUUUAAAUUUUGAGUUUGCUUUUCCAGAGGA